Messenger RNA from Papaver somniferum (opium poppy), 1887 nucleotides. RefSeq names its product shikimate O-hydroxycinnamoyltransferase-like. The transcript is spliced from 3 exons. Lineage: Eukaryota; Viridiplantae; Streptophyta; Magnoliopsida; Ranunculales; Papaveraceae. The record is from RefSeq and is a predicted model, not a curated record. The coding region runs from base 344 to 1654 and encodes 436 amino acids. Gene Ontology annotation, molecular function: acyltransferase activity, transferring groups other than amino-acyl groups.
ACAUGUUUGCCAAACCCCCAAGGAUAAACCUAAAGCACCAAAAUCUCAACGCCUGCCUGCACCACUAUUUUCUUAUAUAUAUAUACACCGUGCCGGUCCCACUCACCAACUAUUAUAUCUCUACGACUACUAUUUAGCAGCAAACCUCAGAACAACCAUUCGCUCUCAAUAGCUCAUUCACCUACUCCGCUCUCUCUAUAUAUACAUAUCAAUCAAGGAUUCUUAUUUUCGAAGCUAUUAGCUAGCUUGUAUUGCUUCAUUUAUUUUGAUCAUAAUAUCAUCAGCAACAUUAAUUUUUGAUCAGCAGGACUUGACAAGUUGAAAGAAGAGGGAAAAAGAAAAGAUGAAAAUCAGCAUAAAGGAAUCGACUAUGGUCCGGCCGGCCGAGGAAACUCCACAGAGAAGCCUGUGGAAUGCAAACGUAGACCUAGUGGUACCAAGAAUGCACACACCUAGCGUGUACUUUUACAGACCAAAUGGUUCUUCAAAUUUCUUCGAUUGUUCUGUGCUCAAAGAAGCUCUCAGUAAAGUGCUUGUGCCUUUUUACCCAAUGGGUGGUAGAUUGAAAAGAGAUGAAGACGGCCGUAUUGAAAUAGAUUGCAACGGGGCAGGUGUUUUGCUUGUCGAAGCUGAAACAACUUCAGUUAUUGAUGAUUUUGGCGAUUUUGCCCCUACUUUGGAGCUUAGACAGCUUAUUCCCUCCGUCGAUUAUUCCGGAGAUAUCUCUUCAUACCCUCUCCUAGUUUUACAGGUUACGCAUUUCAAAUGCGGAGGCGUCUCCCUGGGAGUUGGAAUGCAGCACCAUGUAGCUGAUGGAGCGUCUGGUCUCCAUUUCAUUAACACGUGGUCCGACAUGGCACGCGGACUUGACCUCACCAUCCCACCCUUCAUCGACCGAACACUGCUGCGUGCAAGGGACCCACCAACGCCGGCCUUCCACCACAUCGAGUAUCAACCACCACCACCCAUGAAAGCACCAUCACCAAAUUCUCAGCCAGGUGAUCUUGGUUCUGAAACCUCAGUAGCCAUCUUCAAAAUUACGCGAGACCAGCUCAACACACUCAAAUCCAAAUCGAAAGAGGGUGAAAACAUCACGGUUAACUACAGUUCUUAUGAGAUGCUUUCCUCCCACGUCUGGAGAUCCGUCUGUAGGGCGCGCGACCUUCCAGCUGAUCAAGAAACGAAAUUGUACAUUGCCACAGAUGGACGAUCAAGACUCCGUCCUGUUCUGCCACCUGGUUAUUUUGGAAACGUUAUAUUCACAACUACACCAAUGGCCGUGUCAGGUGACCUAGAUUCGAAACCGUUGACUUACGCAGCUGGUAGGAUUCACGAUGCAUUGUUGAGGAUGGACGACGAGUACCUACGCUCAGCUCUUGAUUAUCUCGAACUUCAGCCAGACUUGACAGCUCUUGUCCGUGGUGCCCAUACAUUUCGAUGCCCAAAUAUUGGGAUCACCAGUUGGGCAAGGUUGGGCAUACAUGAUGCAGACUUUGGAUGGGGUCGACCGAUAUUUAUGGGUCCAGGUGGAAUAGCUUUUGAAGGUUUGGCGUUUAUGUUGCCAAGCCCUGUCAAUGAUGGAAGCUUAUCGCUGGCUAUUUCCUUGCAGUCAGACCAUAUGAAACGCUUCGAGAAGAUCUUGUACGAUUUUUAAACCACACCACUGUCCGAUUACCGCAUCAAAACUCUCUGGUUACGAAGGAGAAAGUGCAGUUUUGCGUCUCAGGAGAAUUGGCCUCAACAUGCUUGUUUUCUAGUUCUCAAUUUGGAAAAUGUUUUACAUAUCCUGUUUAAGAACAAUAUUUCAGGACAAAAAGUUUAUUGUAAUAAACCUCACGUUAGUUUAUGAAUUUAUUUGUGCUCCUGCAUACCAAGGUUUGGUUUUUU